Messenger RNA from Tribolium madens (black flour beetle), 1581 nucleotides. RefSeq names its product pickpocket protein 28-like. Gene Ontology annotation, biological process: sodium ion transmembrane transport. Gene Ontology annotation, cellular component: membrane. NCBI's taxonomy places the organism in Eukaryota, Metazoa, Arthropoda, Insecta, Coleoptera, Tenebrionidae. Bases 1 to 1581 code for a protein of 526 amino acids. The record is from RefSeq and is a predicted model, not a curated record. Gene Ontology annotation, molecular function: ligand-gated sodium channel activity. The transcript is spliced from 7 exons.
AUGGAAGUGGAUCACACCCGGAAAUAUUUUUUUGAGAGUGUGAGGAAUUAUUUCCGGGAGUAUUGCGAAUGUACGAGCAUCCACGGGUUUAAAUAUUUUGGCGAAAAGCGGACGAUAUUUGAAAGGAUUUGGUGGUUUGUCAUUUUCCUGAUGUGUCUCACCGCUUGCUCAAUCUCAAUCUACGCCGUUUACAAAAAAUGGGAUUUAAGUCCGGUGAUUGUGACUUUUGCCACGAGGGAAACCCCGAUUUACAGCAUCCCGUUUCCGGCAGUCACCGUGUGCCCGGAGUCGAAGUCCAUACAAAAUAUCUUUAAUUACACGAAAAUCCUCCAAAUGAAAGAAGACAAAAUUUCGCUAACUAAUCUCGAAAACAAGCAAUUCGAAUACUUGUCUCUCAUUUGUAAUUACCGUAAAUUAAAUUACACAAAUAAUUACACAUAUCCGGAAGAAUUUUUCAACGUUGUUGAUCAAGUCAAACCGGACUUUAAGAUACAGGAUUGCCACUACAUGGGGAAACCUCUGACCUGCAAAAAUAUUUUUACCCCGAUUAUCACGGACGAGGGGGUUUGCUACACCUUUAAUAUGCUCGAUAAGAGCGAGAUUUUCCGAAAAAACGUGGUCCAUUUUCGCGACUACCACCACGUGGGUCGCAGUUCGCAGGACUGGACCAUGGAAUAUGGGUACACGGAGGACGCCGGGAGGGACGCCUACCCCCGCCGGGCCCUUCUCUCCGGCGCUACCAAUGGUCUAGUGUUCAAUAUUUUGACUUCGAAGGCGGACCUCGACUAUGCUUGCAAAAACUCCCUUCAAGGAUAUCGCGUCCUUUUGCACACUCCUAUGCGAAUCCCGCGUCCCAGUCAGGACUACUUCCGGGUCCCCCUGGACCAAAGUGUCAUGGCGGCCAUCCAACCGGAAAUGAUCACCACGUCCGAAGCUGUCAAAAUAUACAGUCCGGAGCGACGCGAGUGUUAUUUUCCGGCGGAGAGAAAUUUAAAAUAUUUCCGGAUUUACACCUCUUUGAAUUGUCUAAUGGAGUGUUUGACGAAUUACACUCUCAGUGUCUGCGGUUGUGUCAAUUUUUUUAUGCCUAGGGAAAAUGGGACGAGAAUUUGCGGGGCUCGCAAAAUAAGUUGCAUGCGUUACGCUGAAUCUGCGCUACAGAUGAAACAUUUGAGUAAACUGCUCGACAAGCCCGAACACGUCCGAAAAAAAAUCGAGAAACAUAAAGUCGAUUGCAAUUGUUUGCCGAUCUGCGCUGACUUGACUUACGAGGUUGAGAUGUCGCAAACGAACUGGGAGUGGGUAAAACAGAAAACUGCAGAUAGACACAAACAUAAAAACUGUAGCGCUGAGAGCUCACAUAUGUCAUCGUUGACUGUUUUUUUCAAGUCGAAUAGCUUUCUGAGAUGUCAGAGGAACGAGUUGUACGGACCUACGGACUUUUUGGCCAAUUUUGGCGGGCUUUUAGGGCUUUUUAUGGGGUUUUCGAUCUUGUCGCUCAUGGAAGUCAUCUAUUUUUUGACGGUUAGGAUUAUAUGCAAUCAGCGGCUGUACGGCAAGUGGGCAGGGCCAGAAACUUGA